GCGGCGAAAGCAGUAAAAUUGGUCACUGCAUUGGAUUAUUACCUGCUGAAAGCAGAAGCGUUUAUGUAUUAAAAUGUGUUUGUUAUUGCAUUGAAUUUAUAAUUCUACAAAAGAAGCAUAUAGUUUAAGAGAAAAUGGAGAAAAUAAACUGCAGUUUGUUAGCAAUAUCGCUUUGUGCAUUGUUGUGGGGUGUGGCCGGUCAGUACGAAUGGCAAAUACGCGAUGCUUUUGACGAAGUCCGAGGGAAGAUGGACAAGAUUAAUCGCGAAAAUUGUUAUAUUAGUCACCUCGAUGACUUGUACCUCUCCGAAGAUUCUGUUUCUCACCAUCCCGACGUGAAAGAGAUCAACAUCAACCCGGUAUUCCCAAACCGUACCGCGAUGCUGCAUUUGCACAAUAUGGCCAUGAAUAGAGCUUUUUUCUGGAGUUUCGUUCUCCAAACCAGAUUUAUUAGACCCGCCAUCAAUGAUACCUACGAUCCUGGUAUGAUGUAUUAUUUCCUUUCGGCCGUUGCCGAUGUGGCUGCCAAUCCCUACAUAAACGCUAGUGCAAUAUAUUUUUCCCCAAAUAUGUCGUAUACCUCGUCGUACAGAGGGUUCUUUAACAAGACCCUGCCGCGUUUUGCUCCCAGAGCAUUCCGAGCUGAUGAUUUUAACGAUCCUGUACACUUACAAAAAAUAUCUACUAUGAACACUUUUAUAAUUGAAGAUUUAGGUGCUUUCGAACCAGAUAGCUUAUCGAAAGACUAUACGUCAGAAUUCUAUAGGACUAAUGAGUGGUAUAAGGUGUGGCUACCUGACAGAGUGGAAAGGCGUCAUGAUACUAAGACUACAUAUCAAGUAGAGAUCAGAUAUGCUAACAAUACAAACGAAACAUUCACAUUUCAUGGUCCACCAGGGAAUGAUGAGACUCCUGGUCCAGUGAACUGGACCCGUCCAUACUUUGAUUGCGGUCGGCUGAGCAAGUGGUUAGUGGGUGCGGUUUCGCCUGUUGCUGAUAUAUACCCUCGACACACGCAAUUCAGACAUAUUGAAUAUCCCACUUACACGGCUGCCGUGGUGAUGGAAAUGGAUUAUGAGAGGAUCGACAUAAACCAGUGUCCUCCGAGUCCGGGCAACGACCGACCGAACAAGUUCGCAUCGACGGCUCGAUGCAAAGAAACAACAGAGUGCGAGCCGUUGGACGGGUGGGGCUUCCGUCGCGGCGGCUACCAGUGUCGCUGCCGGCCCGGGUACCGGCUGCCCAGCAUCGUGCGCCGCCCCUACCUGGGGGAGAUCAUCGAGCGGGCCACCUCCGACCAGUACUACAACAACUUCGACUGCUCCAAGAUUGGAUGGAUCCAGGGCCUGCCGUCGGAGCUGGAGAAGGCGCCGGCGUUCCUGCGCGCGGUGUACCGGGACCGCUACCACGAGUACGUGCAGGCGGCCACCGGGCCCGCCGCGCUGCACGCGCCGCGACCCAACGUCUACGAGAUGCUGAACUUCAUCCGCGGCGUGCGCCCGGACAACUGCUCCCGGUACAACCCCAGCGACCUGGUCCUGAACGGUGACUUGGCGUUCGGAGUCGAGAAGCAGCUGGAGAACCAAGCCAAGAUGGCCCUGAGGCUGGCCAACUUCAUCAGCGCGUUCUUGCAGGUGUCGGAUCCACAAGAAGUGUUCAGCGGGAACCGAGUCGCCGACAAACCCCUGACCGAAGACCAGAUGAUAGGCGAGACCCUGGCCAUCGUGCUCGGAGACUCCAAGAUCUGGUCCGCCGGCACGUACUGGGACCGGGAGAAGUUCCCGAACCGCACGUACUUCGCGCCCUUCGCCUACAAGACCGAGCUCAACGUGAGGAAGUUCCGUCUCGAGGACCUGGCGCGACUCAACUCCACAGAGGAAGUGUACACGAACAAGCCCUGGUUCCAGUUCCUGAAGCAGCGCUGGUCGAGCAACUUCGACAGCCUGGAGCAAUACUUCCUCAAGAUGAACAUCCGCGACUCGGAGGCCGGCAAGUACCUCAAGCACUACGAGCGCUUCCCGCACUGGUACCGGGCGGCGGCGCUGCGCCACGGGCACUGGACGCAGCCCUACUACGACUGCGGGGGGCGCGUGCCGCAGUGGGCCGUCACCUACGCCGCGCCCUUCUUCGGCUGGGACAGCGUCAAAGUCAAACUCGAGUUCAAAGGUGCGGUGGCGGUGACGAUGUCAUUGCUGUCUCUGGACAUCAACCAGUGCCCGGACAAGUACUACGUGUCCAACGCAUUCAAGGGAACGGAUAAAUGCGACAGGAGCUCGUCUUAUUGCGUCCCGAUUCUGGGCCGCGGCUACGAGGCGGGCGGGUACAAGUGCGAGUGCCUGCAGGGCUUCGAGUACCCGUUCGAGGACCCCACCACGUACUACGACGGGCAGAUCGUGGAGGCCGAGUUCCAGAACAUCAUACUCGACAAGGAGACGCGCAUCGACAUGUUCAAGUGCCGCCUGGCCGGCGCCGCAGCCCUGGGGCUCAGCCCCGCUUUGCUGCUCGCGCUGGCGGCCACGCUGGUCGGCCUGCGGUAGUGCCCACGCUCACCUUCGACUGAAGCGGCUGUACCCUUUAGAACGGUACUAACUUAAUAUUAAAAAUUAAUUCUAAAAGCAAUCACUACAACAGUGUACUUAGUUUUUUAACGUUCUGGAUAGCGUAAAAGUUAGCUCAUAUUUGAAUGAAAUGGGAUAGUUUGC
Molecule: messenger RNA, 2702 nt
Organism: Bombyx mandarina (wild silkworm)
Lineage: Eukaryota; Metazoa; Arthropoda; Insecta; Lepidoptera; Bombycidae
Source: RefSeq, a predicted model, not a curated record